GGUGUUAGCUACCAGGAAUUACACUACAUUGAUGAGAAAACAAUCUUCCCUAUUUAAGAGCAGUGAAGUGGUGACCUGCAGACAUCAGUCUGCAGUGGACUUGAGUCCACAGACAUGGAGACCACAGUGCUGGCACUGAUGCUUUGCCUGGUGUUACCUUCUGCAGUGGAGUCCCAAAAAUCUGGCACAAUUCCCCUGAGUAUGAUGGACCAAUCGGUUGACGACAUGUACGACGGCUGCAGUGAUGCAAUGGCUAAAAAGGUCAAGAGGACGUACUUCCCCAGAGAGAAGAAGAAUAAUCAGUUAUUCAGCAAAGCGUGGAAGCAAGCAGAGUCCUGUGCAAAUAACAAAUAUAAUACAAGAAAGAACAAGAUGCUGACCAAAGAUCAGGUCCAAGCUUUGUGCGUCUACACUGCAGCGUGGCCUAAUGUCUAUGAACCCUUUAAUGCAGCAGUUCGAGUCAGUGCAGCCAAUUAUACCACUAAUGCAUUCAAAUACCACGCUUUACACUACUGGCUGGUUUCUGCUUUACAGAUACUUAGAAUUAACAAAGUAUGCCGUACCACCUAUCGGAGAAGCAAAGAUACAUUUACAGGUCAAAAAAACCAAGAAAUCCGAUUUGGUUCUUUCACCUCAACUUCCAAAAACGCCAACCUGACGACAUUUGGUACAGAGACAUGCUUCCAAAUUACGUCCUGCUUAGGCGCUUACAUAAAAGAUUAUUCGGCAUUACCUCACGAGCGCGAGGUGCUCAUUCCUCCUUAUGAAAAAUUCAGAAUAAUGGAAACUGCGAAAAGGUUCCUACCAAAAUCUGAGAAACUGCAAGCAAAUCUUUGUCCUGAAGAAUGCAGGACGCCUCAGUAAACUCAACUGCACGGCCUCACGCAAACAAUGGACUUUUAGGUUUAAAUGAAGUCAGAAGAAUCAGAAACAGACGUGGGAAGUAAAUACGAAUACUCAAGUAACUACAACUGAGUAGAUGUUUGGGGUGUUUUUACUUUUUGUGUACAUUUUUAAUGCUGUACUUUCACUUGUAAUCAAGUAUAAUGUACUUAUGUCAUUGUAAUUAGUUACAAGUACUGUCUCAACAAUGUCUCUGCUCCUUUCAACUCUGCUCUACACCUGUUCCGAUUGGCCAGAGCUCAGAGAAUAUACAGAUUACAGUUUUACACUUUUUGACUGAUAGCUUUCUGUAUAAAAGGAUCUAUAAUGCUUCUAAAUUGUAUUAAAACUUAACUAGAAAAUGUUACUCUGUGUAGUAUUUCUCAUGCAUACUUUUUUGCUUAAGUUCAUUUUUGGCAGUUGUACUUGGAUGUGAAUCAUUAUUAGCCAUGUAGCUGUACUUUUACUUUAUUUUCUUUCCACCACUGAACUGUUACGAGCUUUGAGAUUUUGUUUUAGUAACCCUACACAAGUCAUGUUGAGAUCAAUGUAAUUGUAAAGCAAAUAGUAAUGUAGAUGUGUGACUUGACUGAAAAAUAAAUAAAAUAUUAACAUGG
Messenger RNA from Boleophthalmus pectinirostris (great blue-spotted mudskipper), 1499 nucleotides. RefSeq names its product NAD(P)(+)--arginine ADP-ribosyltransferase 2-like. The record is from RefSeq and is a predicted model, not a curated record. NCBI's taxonomy places the organism in Eukaryota, Metazoa, Chordata, Actinopteri, Gobiiformes, Gobiidae. The transcript has 3 exons. The coding region runs from base 115 to 864 and encodes 249 amino acids. Gene Ontology annotation, molecular function: NAD+-protein-arginine ADP-ribosyltransferase activity; NAD+ poly-ADP-ribosyltransferase activity.